AGGUGCCUAGUGCCUGAGCGGCACGGGCGAGAGUAAGAAGGGUGGCAAGAUGGCGGACGUACUGGAUCUUCAUGAGGCCGGGGGCGAGGAUUUCGCCAUGGAUGAGGAUGGGGACGAGAGCAUCCACAAACUGAAAGAAAAGGCGAAGAAACGGAAGGGCCGCGGCUUUGGCUCCGAAGAAGGGUCUCGAGCGCGGAUGCGUGAGGAUUAUGACAGCGUGGAGCAGGAUGGCGAUGAACCCGGACCACAGCGCUCUGUUGAAGGUUGGAUUCUGUUUGUCACCGGAGUACACGAGGAGGCCACUGAAGAAGAUAUCCAUGACAAAUUUGCAGAGUAUGGAGAAAUAAAAAACAUCCACCUCAACCUGGACAGGCGUACAGGAUACCUGAAGGGGUAUACUCUAGUUGAGUAUGAAACAUACAAGGAGGCCCAGGCUGCUAUGGAGGGACUCAAUGGCCAGGAUUUGAUGGGACAGCCGAUCAGUGUGGAUUGGUGUUUUGUUCGGGGUCCACCCAAGGGCAAGAGGAGAGGUGGCCGAAGACGCAGCAGGAGUCCAGACCGGAGGCGGCGCUGACUCUGUCAUCCGGGUGUUCUCUCUGGAAAUUCUUUUUGACCAUGCAGCCUUGGAGAAGUAGGGCUGGGGUGGAACUCGCCAGGUUUUUCGCCGUGUUUAUAUUUAACUCUCGCUCUACUUGCUUAGUGGGUUGUGUUUUUUUGGUUUUUUUUUUGAGUUAUGAAUAAAUGUCCCAUUUUUGUUUUGUACAUUUAAAUUAUUUUCCUGUUCUAACAUUGCAAGCUCUGAAGCACUAGUUAUGGUAAAGCAGUGUGAGUCACUGUGGAGAUACUUCUGGGGACUCAGUUCUGUGAUUUUUUACAUCAGAUAGAGUCUUCAAGUUUCAGCUAGGGUCAACGUAGAGAACACUGCUCAGGAUUUCUUUUUCUUGGGAAGCUAAGAGAGCAUGGGCAGAAGUGAGGUGUUCUUGUGAUAUUAAAGAAUAAUUGUUCUGUUCCUACAUACUCUGUUCUGGGCAAAUGCGUGUUAUAGGAAUGUCUCUAUUGUUUCUCCUGCCCCUGCUGCCACAUUUGUUUGUACUUCCAGCUGUCUAAGUGCUAGAGUCGCCUGCUGGGGCAUUCUCUCAGAACCUUUCUCCCUGGAGGAGUCUAUACUAAGUUCUUGGUGCCUUCUCCGGCAGCCAAGGGUAAAGGCCCCAUAGAGAAGAGGAUCCAGGGGAGCAUUGAGGAGACCAAAAAGGAAAAGGAUGUGACUGAGGCUGGGAGGGACUUCAGUUAGCAUGGUGGGAGAGAACCAGUACCACAGGCCUAGCAGGUAGUAAGGUGUCCAGCAGAGGACGAAGGUCAGCAAGACAAGUAGGGCCAGUCUCAGGGCCCGCACACGAACACGGGAGCGAUUGUCUAAGGAGCGGCGGAGGGCAAAUUCACCGGCAGAGGCUGGGAAAUUAGAAAAUAAACUAAAAUUCAGAACCACUCAGUUUCUGAGUCGAGUGUAGGGUGAAUGGAUGAGUGGCAGAGAUAGUGAGCUGGAGCUCUCCCAAUACAAGGAAGAGAAUACGGCAAAUAGGAGGUAAUGCUGUGAACCGUCUUCCCUUCCCAAACUGGGACUGUAUGCCCGCACCCCCCCCCCCCAAGGAUUAUGACAGACAUGCUGGAGAAAAGGUUUUGAUUGAGGUGUUGUGUUACAUGAAGCUAUUAAGUCUUCUUUCUCCUUACUCCUUAACCAGCUCACUCAGCCCCCGAGGAGACUCUCGGGGCUGGUUAGAGUUGAAGGCAUUUAGCAAACACUUGCAACAUCAGGUGCUAGAGAUACAGUUAUGAAAUCAUUUUUGGUGGUGAUAGCUAUCAGAUUUGUAAAUGAGACUAGAGGCCAUAGUUGUAGGGUAUGGAUUAGGGCCUGGGGAUUGGCGUCUCACCGUGGUUCCCCUUCCUUGUCUGGGACCUGGACACACUGAGGACGAUACGGCUGUAGCAGAUGGUCAUGGCAGUCAGAGGUAGCAGGAAGAGGCAGCAGAAGGUGAAGAGGUUAUAGGUGGUCUCUUGCCAUCGAGCCUUGAAGCUGCCUUUGGUGACACACUGAGUGAAGGGGACUGGGCCAGCUCGCCGGACCGUGUGGAACAGGAGCAGCUGGAGUGGAAUUUGAGGACUAUUAGAACAGGUCCCCCCAGCCCCCCUUACCACCCGUCACACUGUCUUCCCAGCAUCCUUUGUUCUCUGCAGAGCUGUGCAGUGCUGAGUACUGAAUCAUCCACGGCGCCAUAUUUAAAAGGUUCGAAACUUGCAAAUCUCUGAUCUUCCCUUGGCUGUGGAGCUAGUCAUUCGGUUUGCUAACUCCUGGGACUUCAAGAAUCUUGUCUUCUCAAGUACCGUUCUAACAUCGUACUCUGUAAAAGGGUAUUUCUACCACACCAACAUUUUUUCACUGAAGUUAUUUUUCUGCUGUGUCUAAUUCUGUGGAAAAAGAAAUUCUGUACAAAAUGGGUGCUGCUAAAAUUUCAGGCCGUUUUGCAGCCACUAGGUGAAAUGACCUUGAGUAACAGGAUUAUGUACAAUAACUAUUAACAGUGAAACCAUGCUAAGUAAUAAAAUGUAACAUUUUCCAAAUGCUA
Suricata suricatta (meerkat) is the source of this 2621-nucleotide messenger RNA. It is a transcript of the gene RBM8A, whose product is annotated as RNA binding motif protein 8A. Bases 50 to 574 code for a protein of 174 amino acids. Gene Ontology annotation, biological process: RNA splicing. Lineage: Eukaryota; Metazoa; Chordata; Mammalia; Carnivora; Herpestidae. Gene Ontology annotation, cellular component: cytoplasm; nucleus; exon-exon junction complex. The transcript is spliced from 6 exons. Gene Ontology annotation, molecular function: mRNA binding. The record is from RefSeq and is a predicted model, not a curated record.